CAAACCUAAGCAUUAAUUAGAAUAAAAAUGAAUUUAAGUUUUUUGUUCUUUGUUCCAAUUGUUCUUGCUGGUCCAGGUCUUGCUGUAGAUGAUAACCAGAGAAGUAUUAUCCAGCUGGCGCUGAUGGUUGCGGAGUCAAUUGAUUGUUCUUUCCCAUACUUCCCAAUACCCUACGGAUGCUGGUCAGUUUUAGAAACAAACACAACUAUAUUCAAAAGACAACCUUCUGGGUGUGGUAUAACUAUCCCCUAUCCUCCUGUACAUGAAGAACCAGUGGAUGAGUUUGAUGCCACCUGCAAGGUACAUGAUCACUGUUAUGAUGAUGCUGUAGAGUAUGGUUGUGAUUGGCUGGAUGAGUAUGUGUGGUCCUAUGACUGGGAUUUUGAUGAGAACAAUGUGAUAACAUGUAGUGAGGAUCAAGAUAUUUGCCAGAAGAUGAUGUGCAAUUGUGACAAAGCAGUGGCUGAAGCUUUAAAGGAGACAGCAGCAGAAUAUGGCUGUCCAGCAUCUGAUCCUGGUUGUCCAGAAGAAUUCAUUUCAAAAUAAAACAUUUAAAAUUGUUCCUAUGUAUAUUAUAUAUAUAUAUGCUAACUAAAAUAUUGACUGUGAUUGGCUAAAAAUAUAAAAUCUCAAGUUUACUUUAUAAAAAUCAAAUAAAGAUUUGGUUAUAUGAA
Molecule: messenger RNA, 674 nt
Organism: Eurytemora carolleeae
Lineage: Eukaryota; Metazoa; Arthropoda; Copepoda; Calanoida; Temoridae
Product: phospholipase A2
Exons: 6
Coding region: 28-546 (172 amino acids)
Biological process (GO): arachidonate secretion; phospholipid metabolic process; lipid catabolic process
Molecular function (GO): calcium ion binding; phospholipid binding
Source: RefSeq, a predicted model, not a curated record